Dovyalis caffra is the source of this 1923-nucleotide messenger RNA. Lineage: Eukaryota; Viridiplantae; Streptophyta; Magnoliopsida; Malpighiales; Salicaceae. The record is from the annotation of a GenBank genome assembly.
AUGGCCAAUGCAAUCUCCCCACCCAAUUUAUAUGACAAAGUUGCUCUUAAAUACUCUAUACACAGAGCCUUCGAUGUUACUAUCUUCGUCCUUCUCAUCUCUCUCCUCUUCUAUCGUCUUCUCAAUCUCAGCAACCAUGGAUUUGCUUGGCUUCUUGCUCUCCUAUGCGAGUCAUGCUUUACCUUCAUCUGGGUUCUCACUCUCAGUACCAAAUGGAAUCCAGUGGAAUACAAAACAUACCCAGAACGCCUUUCACAAAAGGCACAAGAGCUUCCUCCUGUGGAUAUAUUUGUUACAACAACAGACCCGGUACUGGAACCACCAAUACUCACUGUAAACACAGUCAUAUCCUUAUUGGCAGUUGACUAUCCAGUCGAUAAACUAGCUUGCUAUGUAUCCGAUGAUGGUUGCUCCUCUAUCACCUACUAUUCUCUUGUUGAAGCAUCCAAGUUUGCUAAGCUUUGGGUCCCAUUUUGCAAGAAGUAUAAUAUUCAAUCUAGAGCUCCUUUUAGAUACUUUUCUAGUGAGCUCAGUUUAACCAGCAAUUGUAAUUCCUUGGAAUUCCAGCAAGAAUACAACAUGAUGAAGGAUGAGUACGAGGAGCUUGCCUCCAAAAUUGAAUCAGUUGUCGAAAUAUCCACUGAGUGGGAUCUAAGCAGUGAUUUUGCCACCUUCUCGAAUAUAGAAAUCAAAAACCAUCGUGCUAUAAUCAAGGUUAUAUGGGAGAAUAAGGCUGGCCUUUCAGAUGUGUUGCCGCAUUUGGUUUACAUUUCAAGAGAGAAGAGGCCAAAUCACCCACAUCACUGUAAAGCAGGUGCCAUGAACGUCCUAACUAGAGUCUCUGGAUUGAUAUCAAAUGCUCCAUUCAUGUUAAACGUAGACUGCGAUAUGUUUGUCAACAAUCCACAGACUGUUCGUCAUGCAAUGUGUCUCUUGCUUGAUUCCAAGAACGAAAGGGAAAGUGGGUUUGUCCAAUUUCCCCAAUACUUCUAUGAUGAACUAAAGGAUGAUCCAUUUGGAAACCAGUUCGUAACUUUGUACAAAGUAAGUGCGUCCAAAAUCCUAUCCAUUAUUGAAGUUUACAUAGUGAGUGGAGUAGCUGGAAUUCAAGGACCAUUAUAUGAGGGAACCGGAUGUUUUCACAGGCGAAAUGUCAUAUAUGGUUCAUGUCCCGAUGACAUAGGAAAUCAAGCAAAAGGUCUCUCUCCACUUUAUGGUGAUUUAGCGGAUAAGGAGCAACUAAAAAUAUUAGGCAAUUCAAAGGAGUUCAUCAGAUCAGCUACUUAUGCAUUACAAGGGAAGGCAAGUGUUAGUCCUAAAGAUCUUUCAAACUUAAUCGAAGCAGCACAUCAAGUUGCCGGUUGUGGCUAUGAGCAUGGUACUAGCUGGGGCACAGAGGUGGGUUGGCAAUAUGGAUCCGCAACAGAAGACAUUCUCACUGGAUUAAUGAUCCAUGCAAGGGGUUGGAGUUCCGUUCUUUGCACCCCAGAUCCUCAUGCCUUCUUGGGAUGUGCUCCAUCGGGGGGACCAAUCUCGAUGACCCAACAAAAGAGGUGGGCGACAGGAAUAUCAGAGACAGUUUUUGAAGUUACACAAAAAGACCAAUCUUCAAAUGAUGGUGGCGAUGAAGGCAGGUUCACCUUCGAUGCUUCACCAAUUUUUGUGCCUGGGACAACCGUUCUGCUGCUGCAAUUAACGGCAUUGGUCAUGGGCUUCCGAGACAUGCCACCAUCAGUUAACAAUGGCUCAGGGUUGGGAGAGAUAUUGUGCAGCAUAUUGGUGGUAACAUGCUUAUGGCCAUUUAUGAAAGGGCUGCUUGCAAAAGGAAAAUAUGGGAUUCCUCUGUCCACAAUAUGCAAGUCUGCUCUUUUGGCAUUAUCUUUUGUGCACUUGGUCAGGAGGACAUCGAAGGGCCAAAACUAA